AUGAAGUUGAAAACGAUUAGCAGAUCAACAGAUACUUAUGUUCCUGUACGAAAUACUCAGGAAAGUGCAUUGCCUCGUAAUUUGAACCCAGCACUACAUCCAUUCGAAAGGGCGAGAGAAUAUACUAGAGCCCUUCAAGCAACAAAGCUUGAGAGGAUGUUUGCACAGCCUUUUAUUGACCAACUUGGCGAUGGGCAUAGAGACGGUGUUUAUGUGCUUGCAAAGAACUAUCACUCAACUAAUCAGUUUGCCAGUGGAAGCGGUGACGGUGUAAUCAAGUAUUGGAAUUUGACAUCGAGGCAAGAAACUGCUAGUUUUAGAGCCCAUUAUGGAAUGUGUACUGGGCUUGUUAUUUCUCCAAAGAAUCAAAUGUUGAGUUGUGGCGAUGACAAGCUGAUCAAGUUGUGGUCCGUAAACAGUGAAGAUUUUGACAAAAGUGUACAAGAUGAUGAAAUUUACACAAAUAAAGACCAAGGGUUGGUGAAAACUUUUGUUGGAGAGCAUGCAUUCAAAGGUAUUGAUCAUCAUAGAGAGGAUGCCAUGUUUGUUACUGGAGGAGCUCAGAUACAGUUGUGGGAUAUGAACCGAUCCAAAUAUAUUAGUAACUUGUCUUGGGGUGCAGACAAUGUAAACACCGUCAAGUUCAAUCAAACAGAGACAAAUAUCAUUGCCAGUACCGGAUCAGAUAACUCCAUUGUUUUAUACGAUAUACGUACCAAUGUUCCAGUUCAAAGAGCAGUAACAAACUUUAGAAACAACUGUAUCAGUUGGAAUCCACUUGAAGCAUUCAAUUUCGUCACCGGUAAUGAAGAUCACAAUGCAUAUUUAUGGGAUAUGAGAAACAUGAAGAAAACGAUUAACAUCUACAAAGAUCAUGUUGCUGCGAUUAUGGAUGUUGACUUUUCACCAACAGGAGAAGAAAUCGUCACCGGAUCUUAUGAUAAAACUAUUCGUAUAUUUAAUGCCCGUGCCGGCCACUCGCGUGACAUUUACCACACUAAAAGAAUGCAGCAUGUUUUCUGCACUAAAUUCAGUACCGACGCUAGGUAUAUUCUCAGUGGAUCGGACGAUACUAAUGUAAGAAUCUGGAGAACAAAAGCAUCCGAUAGAUCUAAUAUCAAAUCUAUGAAACAGAGAAAUAAGCUUGAGUACGAUGACAAAUUGAAAGAAAGAUUCCAAUACAUGCCUGAAAUUAAGAGAAUUGCUAGACACAGACAUGUUCCAAAGGUUGUUAAAAAGGCUCAAGAAAUUAAACGUAUUGAGAUUGAAAGUUUAAAGAGGCGAGAAGAUAAUGAAAGAAGACAUACAAAGAGAGGAAGUAAACCGUAUGUACCCGAAAGAGAAAAGCAAGUUCGGGGAACUGCAAUUGAGUAA
Molecule: messenger RNA, 1374 nt
Organism: Lodderomyces orthopsilosis Co 90-125
Lineage: Eukaryota; Fungi; Ascomycota; Pichiomycetes; Serinales; Debaryomycetaceae
Gene: SOF1
Product: rRNA-processing protein
Exons: 1
Coding region: 1-1374 (457 amino acids)
Biological process (GO): maturation of SSU-rRNA from tricistronic rRNA transcript (SSU-rRNA, 5.8S rRNA, LSU-rRNA)
Cellular component (GO): small-subunit processome; nucleolus
Molecular function (GO): protein binding
Source: RefSeq, a predicted model, not a curated record